UUUGACGUUGCUGGCGGGAAUGUCGCUGGGUGACUCGAAAUAAUGAGCGUGUUAGGGGUUGGUUUAAACGCUCGUCUGGCCUUCUCAAACACACGUCAGAGAAAUGGUGACACACACUUCGUCCUCCAACAGCAGAUGAAGGGAUCACAAAGUGACUGUGCUGUUUAAAUUCCUCACGGUCGAUAUGAGAAUAAUUGUACAAGGUAAUAAAAAGUCCUGUUUGAUAACAGGUGUUUAUGAGGGAGAGCGGGGUACAAAGCGCUCCUCUUUUCCAUAAAACCAAUUUAUUAUUGGUAAAAAAAAUGAAUCCAAGUUCACAUUCCUUUUCUGCAACUGAAUUUGUGCACCGCUGGGUGUCUGUGGACUGUUUCAUCCAUGAAUUCAGAGGGAACAGGAGGCAUCAAUAUUGACUGUGCUAAAGCCACACCUGUGAAUUACCGUGUUGGUCACACAGCCCUGUGAAAAGUUAUUCCUUUAACAGCUGACCUGACUUAAAACUCGCCUUGAGCAGAUCUGAACCUUGAAAGUGGCACUUUGGGUGUCAGAGUUCGAGAUUCACAUUUCACCUGGACUGGUAGAUUCAACCUGAGCAGCGACAGCUCCAGCCAAACAUUGGAAACCACAUCCAGUGGUUUUCCAGCUGCAGAUGAUCCAGUCAGUGCAGCCCAAGAUCCGGGAGGCUCAGCCCAGCUUUCACCUUUCCCGUAUUAACUCAGCUCCUGCAGUGCCAAGGGAACACCAGGACAGUCACAAUGUUCUGCCUGUCAUUUUUGUCGCCAUUUAGAAGCUGCUUCCCAGUGUGUGCAAUGAGAUUCCAGGGAAUAUGUCCUCCUCUCCUUCUUUGUCGGGAAAGGCGUUCUCCCAAAAGCUGCAGGUGGAACAAGAAACUAAAAAAUGGAGACUGUAAGUAGAAGCAGCUUCCAGCCUCAUCCAGGACUGCAGAAGACCUUGGAACAGUUUCAUCUGAGCUCUAUGAGCUCCCUGGGUGGCCCUGCUGCUUUCUCAGCACGAUGGGCACAGGAGAUGUACAAGAAAGACAAUGGCAAAGACCCCGCGGAACCUGUACUGCAUCUGCCCCCAAUCCAGCCUCCUCCGGUCAUGCCCGGUCCCUUCUUCAUGCCCUCGGACAGAUCCACAGAGAGGUGCGAGACCAUCCUGGAAGGGGAAACCAUCUCCUGCUUCGUGGUGGGUGGAGAGAAGCGGCUUUGCUUGCCCCAGAUCCUGAACUCGGUGCUCAGGGACUUCUCCCUGCAGCAGAUUAAUUCGGUGUGUGAUGAGCUGCAUAUUUACUGCUCCAGAUGCACUGCUGACCAGCUGGAAAUCCUCAAAGUCAUGGGCAUCCUGCCCUUCUCCGCUCCUUCCUGCGGGCUCAUCACGAAAACUGACGCUGAGAGGCUUUGUAACGCCUUGCUUUAUGGUGGCACCUAUCCUCCCCACUGCAAGAAGGAAUUCUCGAGCACGAUUGAGCUGGAGCUCACGGAGAAGAGCUUCAAGGUGUAUCAUGAGUGCUUUGGGAAGUGUAAGGGACUCCUGGUGCCAGAGCUUUACAGUAACCCCAGCGCAGCCUGCAUCCAGUGCUUGGACUGCAGGCUCAUGUACCCACCUCACAAAUUUGUGGUCCACUCUCACAAAUCGCUGGAAAACAGGACUUGCCACUGGGGCUUUGACUCUGCAAACUGGAGAUCCUAUAUCCUCCUCAGCCAGGAUUAUACUGGGAAAGAGGAGAAAGCUAGACUGGGCCAGCUCUUAGAUGAAAUGAAAGAAAAAUUUGACUAUAACAACAAAUACAAGAGGAAAGCCCCCCGGGUCUCUUCAGAUCCUCCUGCUUCCAAAAAGCCCAAAACAGAUGACUCUGCUUCCCAAUCUCCAGCUUCUUCUGAGAAGGAGAAACAGUCCAGUUGGUUACGGUCCUUAUCCAGUUCAUCCAACAAGAGCAUCGGCUGUGUGCACCCCCGGCAGCGGCUCUCGGCGUUCCGGCCCUGGUCCCCCGCGGUGUCGGCCGGAGAGAAGGAGCUCUCGGGCCACCUCCCCGCCCUCAUCCGGGACAGCUUCUACUCCUACAAGAGCUUCGAGAGCGCCGUGGCCCCCAACGUGGCCCUGGCCCCCCCAGCCCAGCAGAAGAUCGUGAGCAACCCCCCCUGUGCCACCGUGGUGUCCCGGGGCAGCGACUCCCUGAGCUCUGCCCAGCCCAGGAAAAGGAAACACGUGGAGCACAACACGGCGGCUCCCGAGGCCACGGCCCCGGCCCCCGAGGAGGACAAGGAGUCGGAAGCAGAAAUUGAAGUAGAAACCAGGGAAGAAUUCACCUCCUCCUUAUCCUCGCUCUCCUCCCCAUCCUUCACUUCAUCCAGCUCUGCCAAGGACAUGAGCUCCCCUGGGAUGCAGCCCCCGGUGCCCGUCAACAGCUCCUACGAGGUGGCAGCACACCCUGACUCCCACAGCAGCGGCUUGGAAGCUGAGCUGGAGCACCUCAGGCAGGCCCUGGACAGUGGCCUGGACACAAAAGAAGCCAAAGAGAAAUUCCUGCACGAGGUGGUGAAGAUGAGGGUGAAGCAGGAGGAGAAGCUGAACGCGGCCCUGCAGGCCAAGCGCAGCCUGCACCAGGAGCUGGAGUUCCUGAGGGUGGCCAAGAAGGAGAAGCUGCGGGAAGCCACCGAGGCCAAGCGCAACCUGCGGAAGGAGAUCGAGCGCCUGCGGGCGGAGAACGAGAAGAAGAUGAAGGAGGCGAACGAGUCGCGGGUGCGGCUGAAGCGGGAGCUGGAGCAGGCGCGGCAGAUCCGCGUGUGCGACAAGGGCUGCGAGGCCGGACGGCUCCGCGCCAAGUACUCGGCCCAGAUCGAGGACCUGCAGGUGAAGCUGCAGCACGCCGAGGCCGACCGGGAGCAGCUCCGCGCCGACCUCCUGCACGAGCGGGAGGCCCGGGAACACCUGGAGAAGGUGGUCAAGGAACUUCAGGAACAACUGUGGCCUAAGUCAAGCAGCCAGCCCAGCAGUGAGAGCACCUCGAGCCCCAUGGAGAACUGAGCCCAGGCCAGGGCAGGGCGGGAGCGGCGCCGGCGGGGCGGGCGCGGGGGGUGUGAGGUGUCCUGGCACCGCGGCGGGAACUCGGACUCGCAGCAGUUGGAAGGCAAACGUUGUUACCCUCUAGAACAGAAGCACUGAAUUCUGCCUCUUUUUUUUUUUUUCUCCUUCCCGAUCCAUAUAGCACAACAUCUUACUGUGCCUAGAAAACACAAAGUGUUUGUAAACAAAAAUACUUUUAAGUCCACAGCGAGAAUUUUCUACUGGCAAACUCAAAGCAAGCGGCGGCGUCCAGCUGAACCCAGAGUCCAAGGCGAGCAGGGCGGGGGGGGUGUUCUCCUGCCCGUUGGAACAUUUUGGAAUUGACAAAACAAACCAACUUUUCUUAUAAGCUAUUUAAAAUAAUUCAUUACACAGACUUGGUAUUAAAAAAAAAAAAAUUAACACGAUUUUUUUAUAAUGAACCUUUAAAAGCAAAGCAAAACAAACAAACAAAAAAAACCAAACAAACCUUCGAUGCACAAUUUUUAAUGACUUUAUAGGCUUUGGGAUUCUUUGUGCAGAAGCCCCUCUCUGGUGAUGAUGCCAUGUCAGGAGCAGUUUUCCAGCCAUCUCGGAAGCCAGCGCGGUUCCAUCCCGUCACGUGGGGGUGGGGGAAGUUCAGAGUGCUUUUUCAAGUUGAUUUUUUUUUUUCCUUAGAAAGAAUUAUCUUAAUUUCCUGCCCUAAACACAAGAAGAAGGGAAGAUGCAGGAGCGUGCAGGGGGUGGGGAAGGAGGUGGUGUUGGACUGAGAGCCCCACGGGCCCCGUGUGUGCACCCUUGGAGUGUGCAGAGACUUCAUCCAGGAGCACUUGAGCUUUGGGAAAGGGAAGAAAGAAAGGGAGGAAGGAAAUGGAUGAUCAGUUGGUAGAGGAACAAAGCAGAGACAUCUGUGUGUUGAAGUCAUUCUGAAAUCUUCAGCUUUCAGUUUUCUGGAAGACUCAUCUCGUUGCACCAUCUCGCCGUGAGUUCAGUAUUUCCCUGCCCCUGUUCCGAGUGUCCGUCAGGAUUCCUGUGCCCAGGGAGGUGCAGGAUUCCCGAGCCCAGGGAGGUGCAGCCUUGGACACCACAGACCACAACACCAACGUUUUUGCUGCUGUGAAUAAGCCACAUCGUUUUUUUAAAACCCUUUUUUGUUUUUAACCAGAAGCUCACUGUAAUGUUGGGGUCCAACCGCAGCCCCGGGACACGCCGCAGCCAUCACUGCCCUGGGGGUGGUGCUGAGCUUUUUUAUAUUUUUUUUUUUUUUAAAACCUGCACUUUGUCAGAAUCUUACUCUGCAUUUUAUUCCCUGUUUCUGAAGCCAAGCAUUCUAGAUUCUGCCCUGAGAGCUGUGCAAACCAUGAACCCAACCUGCCAGCACUGCCACCUCCCAUCAGCAUCUCCACAGAGGAGGAUCCAGCAGGUCCAGGAUGUUCCAAGCAGGAAUUCACCAGACCAGGGAACUGGUUUUGUGGCUGUGUAUCUGACCCAAGGUGGGGAGCAGCAGAGAUGCUCCCAAAAGUGCUUAACAAAUAAAGCUGGUGCUUUACUGAUCAAGAGAAAAGUUAUUUUCACCCCUAAACACUCACCUCUGACACACUCAACAUGAAAAUGUGAUCUGGGGCUGCAGAUGUGCCUUCCAGCUCAUUUUUCCUCUCAGCAUCUUCUCUAGGCAAUGCUGACACUUUUUUACCUUAAAAGAAUAAAAAGAAAAAAAAGAUAAAAAAAGAGAACCCCCCUAUGCAUCAUCACACCCAGAAGUUACUCUAAACAAAGGAACAUAUUUCCAGUAAUCUUUAUUUGCUUUUGGACAUUAAUGCAAACUAUGUAAGCUUCAAAAUUAUUUCCCAGUAGACAGAAAGCGGCUUCCAAUCCUAAAAUUAUGGUAUUUACUUACAGUACAUUAGAGAUAUUUUUUUUUUUUAAACAAGAGCUGUUUGCUUGAAACCAUUAUAAUAACCAUUAUGAUAACUGUGAGCAUUAACAAAGAAGUUCAUAUAUAUGUUUUAGGUACAAAAAAAGAAGAAAUACGAAAGGAGUGGAAUUACUGGGACAAUGUAAAACUGUUGGGAGCAAGAAACAGUCACACCAAGUCCAUGACCUGAACCUGUCUGUGGAUACAGGGGUUGGCCCUUGUGUGUUUGGGAUGCUGGAGACUGGCUCUAGGUGCAGAUCUCCUUCUAAAGUGCAAUGCAAAAGGAAUUUUGAUUAUGCUUGAGCAGGUUUGUUUUUGUUUUUGUUUUUUUUUUUUUAUGUGGGCUUUUAUUUUCUUUGUAUGUUUUUUUUUCAGCGAUUAUUAAAUCAUAUGCAUGGAUUAAACUCUGCCAUAUAGUCAUUAAUGGGCAUUAUUACUGUCUUAUGUAAAGGGGUUCUUUUGUUAUGCAGUAUGCAGAAAAAUGUUCUCAGCCUUAUGAUUUCCAGAGCUGUAUUAUCCACUUAUUUCUUCAAGGGAAACUAAACAGCUGUGUCUGUAGUUACCAUUCUGUGCAUUGAGUCCCUCGUGCUCUGCUUUGCUGCCCUGCUGGGAAUUACACAGAGAACAGUCCUGGCCCCCUCCUGGGACUGAGCCCUCCCUUUGCAAAUUCGGCCUGUUUGGGUUUCCCCUGAUCUUUGAUUGUGUCUCUCCCCUUAUAAUUCAAGCAAAAAAGGCAGCCUGUCCAUCUCCAGGUGUUUUUUUGCAGGAAAAGCAACUCUCUUACCUGUGUUUUCCUUUCCAUGUCCGGGGGAGCUCCGUGGCUCCCUGGGCAGGAGGCUCCCACCCUCCUGAGGGAAGGGAACCUGCAGGAUUUUCAGAGGAGGAACCAGAACAGUGAACAGUGUCACCAACAGCCAGUGAUCCCAGGCAGCCUCCCCUGGGCUCAGAGGGGCAGGAAAAGGCUCCAGAACAAAAUUCCAGCUGGGGGUUUCCUGUUCUGCCCCAGGUUGGUCACUCCAGGAGGGCAGAACCUGACAGGGGACUCCCCCUGCCCCAGUUAAGGCUCCACAAUAUUUGGUCCUUGGGAGUGAAAAGCCAUUUCCAUAAAUGAAGGUCUGAAAUCAGAUAUCUAAAGGUGCAAGAAAGGUGGGGACAAACAUUGUCCAGCAGCAGCCAAACCCCAGGAGGGGCUCACAGGGAAUGGCUUAAACUGUUGGGAAUCUCCUAAACACAUUUAACAAUUAAAUUGUUAUUUUUGCAGAGUGUGUAACAUGUUUCUAAUUCAGAAUAAUUAGAACUGUCCCUGUGGCAGCCCCAGAGACACUGAUGUGGGGAGGGGGGAUCUGCAGGGACAGCCCCGUGUGUGAAGGUGCUGGAGGAGAGGGAGCUCUCUGUGUAAUUCCUGAGGCUGCAGCACCUCAGUCAAUCCCACUCCCAUGGAAUUCUUUCCCUGCUGCACUCCCAGGGCUCUCCAGCCCUGAGUGCAGGAGCUGCCACAUCUCUCACUUCAUCUGUGCUUUAGUUUCCUUUAAGAAGUUCAAAGGGAGAAGAGGUGUUUCAUACAGGCUGUUGACUCUCCCUGUACUUACAAAUAUAUUACUACUUGUAUAUUCAGUUUAAUUACUCCUUGUUUCUAUUACUGAACGAAGACUUAACGAAGGGAAUAAAAACCAACAGCAAUAACAUUCAUAUCUAUGGAGCAGCUAACUCUAUACAUAAUAUUCUGCUUUUCAAACAGAACUAGCCAAUGUAAAAAAACAUUAAAAGUAAAUUCAACAUGUAAAUACUUUUUUUCAUUUUACACUGUUGUAUUAUAAGUGUAUAUGGUGUUUACUUUUUCAAAACUCUUUCUUACCUGGUAGUUGUCUUGUUUUAUGAGUUGUGUUUUUAACUGAGAAGAACCUUUGCUGUCUGUUAGGAAAAAAAAACAAAACAAAAUCUUUUUGCAAGUUUUCAAUGUGGGUUAUAACCUUUCUCCAUCAUUUGCAUUUUACUUGUCCUUAUUUUCACUGUAAAGUAUUUUAUUACCAAAAGGUUGAUUUUGUUCCAUUCUGCCCUCUCAGCAGUCAUGUGUGUUAGAGAGAAGUUUUUCUUUUUUUUUUUUGUUGGCUUGGUUGUUGUUUUGUUUUUGGUUUUGUUUUGGUUUUUUUGUUUUUUUUUUUUAAUCAAAAGAACUCACAGAAAUGACAUUUUUUCAAUUGAAGAAAAAUAAAUCUUUACAUUUAUAAUAGCCAAUAGCAUUUCAGCACAUUUUUGUUAUCCUGGUCUCUCCUAUGCUGCUGCUAAUGACAAUAUUAUGACUUACUCUACUAUUCUAGAACUAUUUUUAUGUAAGUAAUGUAUGCUUUCUUGUUUAUAAAUGCCUGAUUUAAAAAAAAAUAAGAAAAAAGCUUGGCAUAUUUAUCUAUUUCGCUGUGUACCUUGAUAGUCCUUUUCCACCCCCUUUUCCACAUCCCCUCCCCCCCAAUGCAGAUAAUAUUGUAAAAUAAAGGACUUUAUGAGAUUAUGUAUGAAAAUAGCUAUGCUUAUAUACCACAGUGACUGAAUGUACAGUGUAUAGACGCAUUACCGAAAAUAAAAUUGUUUGUCCAGAAAACA
Messenger RNA from Neopelma chrysocephalum (saffron-crested tyrant-manakin), 7555 nucleotides. It is a transcript of the gene SKI, whose product is annotated as SKI proto-oncogene. Gene Ontology annotation, cellular component: nucleus. Gene Ontology annotation, molecular function: RNA polymerase II cis-regulatory region sequence-specific DNA binding; SMAD binding; DNA-binding transcription factor activity, RNA polymerase II-specific. Bases 895 to 3024 code for a protein of 709 amino acids. The transcript is spliced from 9 exons. NCBI's taxonomy places the organism in Eukaryota, Metazoa, Chordata, Aves, Passeriformes, Pipridae. The record is from RefSeq and is a predicted model, not a curated record. Gene Ontology annotation, biological process: negative regulation of BMP signaling pathway.